UGGAUCUGAUGUUCAGUUGCAUCGCGCUCGCGAUUACGUGCAACUGUUUCAUUUCGGUUGCACUAUAUCGGUUUUUAGUUUAAGAUUUUUACCCUUUAUUUUUGCGGUUUUUCUCCUUCGCGGAGUAUCAAAAAAAUAUAUAAUAAUGUUUGACUAAGUUGAGCGGUUUAAGUAGCUAGUUUUUUCCCUUAUUCUGUGCUGUCUUCUUAGUUUAAAAAGUGUUUGUAAAAUAUUGAAAAUUUUACGUAAAUUUUCCCACAUAACCUACAAAAUUAUUUGGUUUUUUUGUGCGCGUAUUCAACCCGAAAAGUGGCAAAAGAAAUAUCAUCGUGUCAUCAAAAUCCUAAUGUAAACAACAAACAGGAAAAUGGAUCACAUCUAGAAUAAAUAGAAAUAUUCAUUCGAAACUGACAGGCAGGCGCAAGUGUCAACAAAGGCGGCCAGGCCAAGAGAAGACCGGGAAUAGGCCAUAAAUUAUUUGGUUCAAGUGCAGCAGCAAGAGUCGCCAUGAAUCUGUAUACUCUAUACGAUUGGAUCACAUCCUUGCUCCGACCGCACAGCGCCAGUGUUAGCUACAAGGCAAUCGAAGCGGCAGCAGUCGAGGAGUUGCCAGCAACAUUAUCCCAAGCAGCAACAACAUCCCAGGCAGCAGUCACAUUAUCCCAGCAAGCAGCAACAUUAUCCCAGCCAGCAGCAACAUCUCAGCCAGCAACAACAUCUCAGCCAGCAACAUCCCACGACGCUGGAACAACACAAAAAACUUGUGUGGAUGUUGAGUUUGUGCCCACGCUAAAUUUUCUGUUCGAGAAGCCAACAACAACAACAGCAGCAACAUCUUCUGAUGCGCAACAGUUUUCCGAGCAAACACAACAUGUUGCCAACGCGGCGGAUAAUGAUGAACCUGCAGAUGAUUGCACCUCCAUCGUCUCCGAGGAAUCCAAUGAUUCCACGCACACUUACAUAAUCUCCAGGAGCAGUUGGACUCCAGCCACAUCGAGCAGUACACCCUAUGCGGUCACCUCCACAGAUACCGCCGAAUUAAUCAGGAGGCAGAACAAUCUCAGUCUCACCGAGGAGGAGGACCAGUCGGCAGUGUCAUCGUUUAGCAUAGAACAACCCACCAGUUCCAUGACCAUUGACAUGGCUGAUCAGCAGACGACAGCAACAACGACCACAACUACCAGCAGUGUGGAUGUGGUGGCUGCAAACACCACGACGACUACAACUACAACAACUAGUAGUAGCAUUGAGGAGGAUAUCGAGGAGGCCAUAGAGAUCAGUGAGGUGGAGGAGCAACUGAAUUCGCCACUCGAAUCCCUGUCGGAGGCAGCUGCUUUUGCUCGGCCUAAAGAGCAGCCAUCGAGUGCCAAAAGCUUGGAUAGCAAUCUGGAGGAGGAAGAAGUUAAUGAGGAUGAUGAGGAUGAAGAUGCAGAUGAGUUUCGGAUUGAUGAUGCCGAGCUGUCUGGUGGCAAUUUGGCCCAGCACUUUUUGGUGGAUGACAGCGAAGAGGAAUCUGAUCUACCUGCUCCCGCUUCCAAAGUGGAGGUUACUCUCUCCUCCAAUGACGAUGACUUUGACAUUAGUUUGCCUUUGGAGCAGAGGAAACCAGUGCAUUCCCUGCACGAAGAAGAAGACUCUGUGGAUCAGAGUUUAAGUAACCAAAGCACCACGGAUGAUGUUUCUGAGUUGGCUGAAGAGCCGCCACAUGAAGCGGAAGACAAGACCCAGGAGAGUGAUGAUGCCCCGCAGGAAACUCAUGUAGAUGAAAGCCAAAUGACCGAAGAGCAGGAUCAUUCAAUGGAGGAAAUUUUGGCCACCAAUGAAUCCAUUGAGGUCACUUAUGAAGCGGAGGAAACCGCCAAUACAAACUCACAAAAAGUGGAGUUAAUCACGGACUUGGAUGAAGAAGAACAGGAACAGCAGGAACAGGAGCAGCAACCGGCAAGACUCACAUCCACAGUGGAAACUUUAAUAUUGCCACCGCUCCAGGAGCCAAAAGUGGUGGAGAACAAAGUGGCUAGGGCUCUGACCACCCUGCGUUUAAAGCCCGAGUUAAUGGAGCCGUUGGAACUAACCCUUUUGGAAGUAGAAGAGGACGAAGAUGAUGAUGAGGACGAUGAAGAGAGUUCUCUGCAGCUAAUGAAGCUGCGUUUGAUGGCCAUGAAUCAGCAGAUAAUCACAGACAAUGCACCCAAGCUUUCGCCCACGGAAGCAGAGCAGGCACAAGUAACUAGCACUAGCACUAGCCUGGAACUUAAGCAAAUGGAGCGUGUGCCUCUAACGGAAUUCUCCAAGGAUGUUCUGGAGGAUAUCACUGAGGAAAGCGAACGACAGCUGUCCAUGAGCACCACUAUUGAAGAAGAACAGGAACCACCUUCUCUGUCCCUGGAUGAGUCACGAACACUGCUCCUGCAGGCAGGAGUACAUAAACCCGGAGCCGUAGAAAGCAGCUCCAGUAUAAUGCAACAAUUAGAGGCCAAAGUCCAGGAGUUGCACACUCAAUUGGAGACCAAAGACAAUUGUUUGGCCUCCUUGAAUCUGCAACUGGAGGCGGCCAGAAGGGAAUCCAGUGCGGGCCCAGCUUCAGCCAGGGAUUCCAGCUCCAUGAUGACCAACUCCACAGAGUAUCGCACUCUCCAGGAUGAGCUGGGUGGACCGACCCUUGACAUCUAUGUGGAGAUGUCCCGGCGGGAUGAAAUGAUAGCCAAGCUCACGGAUUCCCUGCAGCAAUCCCUGACUGUGCGCGAGAAACUUCAAAUGGAUUCAGAUCGCCUGGGCGGAGAAGUACAGAACUUACGCCGUCAGCUUCAAGAUGCCAUCGAGUCAAUGAAACGUUCCAGCGUUGGUUGGCCCGAUCAGGAUCAGGAGAAUCCUAACCAGCGUCUGUCAGAGAUCUCCAUGGAUCUGAUCAGUGAAAGUGACGACGACUUGGAUCGGCAUUUUCUCACCGAUAACGAGGAGCGUGUAUCGCGUAGCUCUAGAGAGAGACAGUUGCCUCAGUUCCCAGCCAACAUCAAUGAUGAACUGCAGCCGGAAUGGACACCGGCCUUUAGCAAGCAAAUCGAGCAAUUUCACACUUACCUUUUGCCCACGGAACAGAGAAUAUUCCUUAUGGUUCAGCGCAAAUUCGAUGACUAUUUGGGCCAGCAGCUGGCCUCGUGUCGGGAUCAGGGCGUUCAGGAGCUAAAGAUUGCACGGGAUCAGUGGGAGAGCGAGAAGCAAACCGCCGAACAGGUUCAGCAGGCAGCCCAUGCCAAGCAGAUGGAGGAGCUGCGCAAGUACUUUGAGAACAAGUGUGCUGAUUUGGAGAAACAGUUCUCGGACGAUGUCUUCUCGCACAAGUCCCAGCAUCUGGCUAGCGAUAGCUCUUCGGAGUGCUCCGAAAUGGAUCAGCUGGUGGAGGAUGAGGUGGUUGUUGCGGCGGCGCCUGCAGCUUCCUCCAAAGAGCCAUCGCCACGCAAACGAAAGCGAGCCGAGCUCCUGCUCAGUCCGAGUCACAGGCAGAUGACACCUUGUGGCCUGGACUCCCUGGGAGGAGAUAACCCAGCAGCGGCCAAAGAUCUUUCUCAGGAUAUAACCGAUCUGAAGAACUUCUACCAAGCCCAUAUCAAGGAGCUAAGGCGGUCGCAUGAGGAUCAGGUGCGCAAGCUAAGCGACCGUGUCAAGUUCUAUGAGCGUCGCCAGGGAGACGAUGACUACAAGCCUGCAAGCGAAUCACCCGCGCGUACCUGUGGCGCCGGAGAGGGGCCCGCGAAUACCUCGCUGAUCAUCAUCGAUGAGGAUGAGCUGAAUUUGAACAACGAAUCCCAGGUGAUCCAGCGUAUAAUUGAGGAGUAUGAGAGGAGGUUGCAGGAGCAACUUGCUUUGGCCCGUCAGGACAUAGCCAACGAGUUGGAGCAACAGAUUCAGAAUUUGUUGUCGGAGAAUACCGUGGACGAUCAGCAUUGGCCCAAGGAGCUGAUCUUGCUGCGCGAGAAGUUUACGGCCAAAAGUCAACUGGAGAUCACUCAGCUGAAUAUUAAACAUGCCGACGAGAUGUCGCGCCUGAAACUAGAAUUCGAAAAGCAGUUGAAUCGUAAGAACAAGCGCCAUUCCACCUUCGAUGCAGCCCGUGACCUGGAGCAGGUGAUCUGCGAACGGGAUGGCCUCAAGGAGCUCUCAAAGAGCUUCCGCAGCGUACUCAGCCGGUUGGCCAAGUGUGUGGCCAACUGUGAGGAGGAUCUGAACUCUACGCUCUCGGAGGAAGUGCAACGUCUCUUGCUGCCUCACAGCCGCAGCCAGGAUGCCGCCGAUGAGCUGGAGGUCACGCUCAGUGGUUCCCUGAAUAACACCAGGCAGUUGCUCCGUGUGCCGGAUGUUCACAGUCUGCUGGAGGUGGUGGAGGAUCCCAGUCUGGUGCAGUUUAUAGACAGCAAGAGCAAUGAGGAGGCUAGCGAGGAUUUUGAUUUGAAUGAUUGCUUGGAGCGCCUGAAGUUGGAGGCUUCUUACUUGCUCCACUUGUCGGAGGAUUUGCACAGGCCACGAGGUCAGGAUGAGGCCUCAGAGGAAGCUCUAGAUGAGCCGGAGAAGCAAGAGCACGAACUCUGCUGCGAGGCGGAAGAUGGCCUUAAGACCACAGCAGCUGUGCUGUCUAAAUUUCUGCGCACCAACUCCUUGAAUGACCAGCAAAUGGGCGUGGCCAAUCAGCGCAAGAGCAGCAGUCCGGAGGCAGGAAAAACCCACACCUCUUUGCCUCCAGAUCUUUAUGAGCAGGAGGGCAAUGCCUCGCAGUUAUCUUUCCAGCUGGUGGAGCUCAAGAACAGGCUGAUUAAAUCGGAGACUGAUCGCCAAAAGCUGCAGCAGCAACUGAGUCACACCAUUGAUCGCAAUGCCGAGCUGGGCCAGGAGUUGCAGGCUUUGAGGGAUCAGCUUUCCCAGCUAAACUCCUUGAAUCAUACAGACUACAACGAGGGUUAUGGCCUGGGGGGACCUGGACUGAAAAGUCUGCAGGAGCAGGAGGGAUUGGAUCAGUCGUCCGCCAGUUUUGUGGCCCUGCAGGAGAGGGCGCGUCACCUGCUCUCCUCAUCCUCGCCGGUUAAGGACACACAACCUUUGAUCAGAGAUCAAGGAAACUCCACUGUCAUACUCUUACAAAUGAUUGAAGACUUUUGCCGCGAGGGCGACAAAGUGGUGGAGUGCGGCAAAAAGGAUCGCGAGGAUCUGCAGUCUCAGAUCGAUACCGCUGACAAGCAGCUGAAGGACACCAGGCGUUUCCUGGAGGAUCAGGCCGCUGAACGCGAACAGGAACGCGACGAGUUCCAGCGCGAAAUUGAAAGGCUAAAGGCCCAAUUGCGUGACAAGGAGAAGGAGCAUAGCUCCUAUGCCAAUGCCUCCGAGGAGUACGCCCAGCUGGAGGGUCAGUUGCGUGAGGUGAGCCACCAGCUCAGCGAAUCGAAUGCCAAACGGGACAAGUUUGAAGUUGAACUAAAAGCUUCGAUUGACAAGAUUUUUGUCCUGCGGGAAAUCAUCUCGGAACUGGAGACCCAAGUCCAGACCAAGGCCAUCAACGAACAGGUCCUGACCGAGAAGACCAAGCAAUUGGAGGACUAUGUCAAUUUGCAGAUCAAGGAAACCGAUGCCCUGCAGCAGGAGGUGCAUAGUCUGAAAACGGACAUUGGAGAGGGCUAUCAAUCACGCAUCAGAUUGCUGGAGGAGAAGCUGCAACUGGGAAGACCCACUGCUGAGCAGGGCCAGGUUCUCAAACAAGUGGCGGAAAAGCUGCGUGACAUUGAGACCACCCUGGAGCAGAAGACCAAGGUCCUGGAGUCACUGCACAACUCCAACACGGCCUCCAAUUCAACGAGCUUGAGUGUCACCGAAGAUGUCUCUGUUCAUGGCAGCAAGAAUCGCACGGCCGAGGGCUCGCCAACCCAUACAUCGCUAACUAUUGAGAAUGUGCAACGGGUCACCGAGAAGCUGGACAAGCACACCCGGGUGGAGGAAGCGGCUAUCAAGCGGAUACGCGAUCUGGAAAUGCAGGCGCAGCAAAUGCGUACCGGCUUUAUGGAUCUCCAACAUGAGCGGGACUCGCUGCAGGGUCGCAUGGAUGAGCAGACCCAUCGUAUAUCCACGCUCCAGAAUCGCCUGGAGGAGCAACGCCAGCGGGCCGAGCAACUGCAUCGUGCUGGCACCUCUGAUCUCACCACCAAAGUCCAUGAACUUCAGGGUGAAGUCCAGAAUCUUAGCGAGCAGUUAUCUGCACGGGACAAACAAAUGGCCACCAUGCGGCAGCAGCUGCAGCGCAGCAAAGAGGAGAUCAUGCGACUCGAAGCAGAGGUCACAGUGCGCACCCAGCCAGAUCGCAGUUUGGUGGACAAGCUGAAGGCAGAGGUUCAACAAAAGGGCGCCGAGAUAGGCAAGCUCAAGGAGAAGAUACGCACGGAGAUGAUCAAUCGCCUGGCCUUGCCGGAUCUCAUGCAGACCAUGCUGGCGGACAAAAAUGAUGAAAUUGAUCACCUACGCGAUCAGCUGGAUGCAAAGGAGAAGGAGCUGCUGCAGGCUACUCAAGCACAGGAUGUCAGCCCGGCUUCAUCGCCGGCAGGAGGAGGAGAAGGAGGAGCGGGUGGAAAGCUAAGUGCACGCACUCUUAGCGAUAUAGGAUCGAUUACCGAGUUCCCCGAGCCGGAUGUGGAUCGGCGAGCGGCCAUGCGCAGCCUGAAUGCUCCUUUACACAUGACAGACGGUGCGGGCGGCUUCCUGCAUCAGACAAUGGAGACCUCCAAGGAGGCUGUGGCUAAUUUAACCCACAAGCGCACCGAUGACUUGAGUGGUUUUAUGGCCCCGUAUCCGGUGAACACCUUUGAGCAUCCCCAUUACUUCCAGGCCUUGGGGGUUACUGCUCAGAGCAGCGAUGGCCUUACACCUGGCCUGGUGCCGCGGCAGAUCAACUUCUCGAACCUCACAGAAGACUCCAAGGUCAACAAGACACCCAGCAUGAUGGUGAUGCGCACACCGGAGAUGCCCAGGCCCAUGACCCCACCAGAAGUACACCAAUUGCGACAGAAAGUGUCCACUUUGGAGCAGGAGAAGCAGCGUCAACAGAGUGAAUCAGAGAAGAACUUGCAGGAUCUGCAAAUGCAACUAGAGCAGGAAAAGGAGCAAGUCAAUCGACAGUCACAAAGUCACCAAGAAAGUGAACAAAAAUACAGACUUCGCAUUGAGUCCUUGGAAUCCAAGAUCCUGGAGGCUGCUGCCCAGGAGGCCGCCGAGCGUGAGAAUCUCCGCAAGGAGCUCAACUACGUAAGCGUUGCCCAUGGCCACUGUGAGGAUGCGGCUGCUGCCCGCAAGCGAGAGCUUGAAGCUCUCAAUGCGGAGGUAAAAGUCAAGGCUGAUCAGUUGCAGGCUGCUCUCCGACGCUGCGGGGAGCUGGAACUUCAGGUUCUCACCUUAGAGCGGGAUCUAGAGCGUCUCAAGAACAGCGAGAACAGCUCGAAGCAGUACUCCGUGGAUGAGAUUGCCCAACAGGUGGAAAAAGAGCUAAACUACUCCGCCCAGUUGGACUCGAAUAUACUCAAGGCCAUUGAAAGUGAAGACGAAAACAAUCUGGACAAGAAACAGCAGCAGAAGGAGGUCCAAACGGAGGAGGAGGAGCACCUGCUACCUGGCACUGGUAAUGGCACUGAUGAUGAGAACUUCACCGGCGAACGGGAGUUGCUGAAUCAGCUGGAGGCACUCCGUGCACAGCUGGCCGUGGAGCGUGAACAAUGCGAGACCAUGAGCAAGGAGCUGCUUGGGGAGAAGCAGCAUUCACAAGACAUCCAAGAGCAGGAUGUAAUCAUCAUUGAGGCCAUGAGAAAGCGUUUGGAAACCGCUCUCGAUGCGGAAGAUGAGCUCCACAAGCAGCUGGACCAGGAACGCGAGCGUUGCGAGCGUCUUCAAACACAGCUGACUUCCCUGCAAAGAGCAGAGAGUCGAAGGAACAGUUCUCUGCUGCUCAAAUCUCCCGGAGAUUCCCCACGCAAAUCCCCGCGUGCUGACUUCGAGUCGGAACUUGGCGACCGGCUGCGCAGUGAGAUCAAGAUGCUCGUGGCUCAGAACGAACGAGAGCGUGAGAGAUCGGCGGAUGCCCAGCGUAGCAGCGAGCGGGAACGCCAGCGUUACGAAACGGAGCUCCAAGAGCGAGUGGCUUACUGUGAGCGACUCAAGCAGGAGAUGGAAAAGCUGUCCCGGGACAAGGAGUCAGCAGAAGCCGAACUGGAACACUUCAACGAGCGUUUAACCCUCCAAGCCAGCGAGGUUGAGAGUCUGGAGGCAAGGCUGGUCACCCUGCAAGAGGCGGAGACCCGCAGGGCCACCACUCGCACCCGCCAGCAUCAGGAGAAUGUUCAGCUUCAGGCCGAGAUCCAUGAGCUGCGCUCUAAGCUGCUAGCAGCCGAAGCAGCUAAAGACUCGCUCGACCAAAAGAUCGUCCAACUCCGCUUUGAUGUGAGUCGCUCGGGUCAGAGGGAAGCCAAGCUGGCCGAGGCUUUGGCCCAGGCCAACGAUCGCUUGGCCCACAGCACCACCGAUGACACUGUGCCGGCCCAGUUCCUGCAGAAGAUGAAGGAGAUCAACACGCUGCUGGUGGAGAAUACGCAGGAGAACAAGCAAAUGGCCGAGACGGUGCAGUUUUUGGUGGGCGAAAGGCUGGCGCUGCAGAAGAAGUGCGAGGAGCUGAUGAGUGGCUCUGGGAAUACCAAUGUAACCGAGCUGGAGGAGCGCUGCCGGCAGCUGAUAGGUCGCUAUCUGCGUGUAGAGUCGCAUCGCAAGGCUUUGGUCUACCAGAAGCGGUAUUUGAAGCUCACCUUGGAGGGUUACCAGGCCAGUGAGCAGCUGGCAUUGCAGAAUCUGCGAGGAGCACAGACUGGUAGCCAGCGGAAUAUUAAAAAGAAGUUCAAGACUGUUGCCCUGGCCAUCAUUGCCAUUCAGCGAAUCAAGUAUAUAGGACGCAUUUGGCACACGGGCAAGCGGAUUGUAAGCAAGUCCGUCUUUACAAUAACUCAGCAAAGAAGUCCUGGACUCAAUAUGAAUGUGGCUCCUACUCUGCCAUCUCCUUUGCCUGUGCCCAACUCCUCGAACCUACCCACCAAUAAUAAUAGCCACAGCCUGACGGGACGCCUGAGCUAUGCACCCGUCUCGCCACCGAUGGUCAACUACAGCACAUUGCAGCCUAUAGUGUUGCCAUCGGAUUUUAACCUCCAAGCGCCAACCACAUCGUUGCAGAAUUCUAUCUCAAAUAAUAAUAGUAAUGAUGCCAAUGGUCUGCCUUCUUUGGCCAGAUUAGACUGGCCAACGAUGCAGAAGCCCAAAAGAGCGCAUGCGCGGCAUCAUUGAGGUGAAGGAAAGCCACCUUAACUUAAGUAAAGCCAUAAAUCGAAGACAUUUUCUAAGAGCAUGAGAUCCAUUUUUAGAUUAAAAAAAUUACCUGUAAAUCCCCCAUUCUCUCCCCUUGAAAAACUAUGUUUUAAGCUGUUGUGUAACCUAGUUUAAGGAUUCGCGCAAAAACCACACCAAACUUAGGCAUGUAAUUGAUCGUCUGUAAGUGUUAUUUGUAUUAUUACCGCCCAAGUGUAGACGUAAGCAUAAACCCAAUCCAAGUCCCAGUAUUUUUUAAAUUUUGUUUAAGCAGAGACCCUAUUUAAUUUGGAUUUAACUGUCUAAGUUUAUUUUUAAUAAGUUUGAUUAAACCGAAAUUGAUUUUA
This is a messenger RNA of Drosophila kikkawai, 9719 nucleotides long. It is a transcript of the gene Plp, whose product is annotated as Pericentrin-like protein. The record is from RefSeq and is a predicted model, not a curated record. Gene Ontology annotation, biological process: signal transduction. Gene Ontology annotation, molecular function: molecular adaptor activity. NCBI's taxonomy places the organism in Eukaryota, Metazoa, Arthropoda, Insecta, Diptera, Drosophilidae.